AUGGCUGGUCGUGUCCACCCAUUUGCGCUGACCUGGGUGGUCGAACGUCAAGAUGGUCUGGAGGAGUCUGUGGAUUGCGGUCUCCUUGCAUACACCAUCCCGGCUCUUAUCGUGCGCGACCAAGGCUAUCAGCCGAUAUUGCCUCGGAGUCUAUCUGCGACCGAUCAGUUUCCUCUUUCAUCCCCAAUUGUCAGUUUUACCGGCCCUGUCGUAGGCCCAGGCCCCGCCCUCCUGCAUAAGGAAUCUGUGCCCGCCUUGGACGAUAUCCAGCUCAAGUGCUGCGGCUUCGUCCAGCUGACCGCAUUUCUUGCCCCCGGAAAUCCUAACAAGACGCCGUAUAGAGGCUUCCAUCUCUUCCAGGUCUUUGUCAUCUUCCCCAUCCGCGCGAAUCCGUGGGCCUCGCUUUGCAAGAAGAUGGCCGAGAGGCGAGAUACCUAG
Messenger RNA from Fusarium keratoplasticum, 438 nucleotides. RefSeq lists its product as uncharacterized. Lineage: Eukaryota; Fungi; Ascomycota; Sordariomycetes; Hypocreales; Nectriaceae. The record is from RefSeq and is a predicted model, not a curated record. Bases 1 to 438 code for a protein of 145 amino acids. The transcript has 2 exons.